Molecule: messenger RNA, 1279 nt
Organism: Neofelis nebulosa (Clouded leopard)
Lineage: Eukaryota; Metazoa; Chordata; Mammalia; Carnivora; Felidae
Gene: AIMP2
Product: aminoacyl tRNA synthetase complex interacting multifunctional protein 2
Exons: 4
Coding region: 307-1146 (279 amino acids)
Cellular component (GO): aminoacyl-tRNA synthetase multienzyme complex
Source: RefSeq, a predicted model, not a curated record
ACUUGCACCGGGUGCAACGCCUCCCUAAGCGGCGUGUGCGCCCCGGCGGUGGGCCCGGAGCUCCUGGCGCUGGCACCCUCCCCAGCGCGGGCGGGUGGACCGCGGGAGCCUGGUGUCCUUUCGGUUCGGGUUUUCCAGAUUUCUGGAUCAGUGGAGCGCCUUUUCCUGAGGGCUGGCCAUUCUAGUGGUCUCUUUUCCAAAGCCUCUGCCCAAGCCUUUCGUGUUUUUUGUUUUGUUUUUUUAUGGGCCGCAGAUACACUUCUUAGGUUUCCGACAGGAGACACCUUCCCUCCAUUCUGACUGAAGAUGAGUGAACAGGAAGAGUCCGACCCAUCUCUUCAAGCCCUUGAGUCCCGCCAAGAUGAUAUUUUAAAACGUCUCUAUGAAUUGAAAGCUGCGGUUGACGGCCUCUCGAAGAUGAUUCAGACACCAGACGCAGACGUGGACGUAACCAACAUAAUCCAAGCUGACGAGCCCGCUGCUUUCUCGACCAGCGCGUUGGACUUAAACUCAGUGCUUGGAAAGGAUUACGGGGCGCUGAAAGACAUCGUGAUCAACGCAAACCCUGCCUCCCCUCCCCUGUCCCUGCUCGUGCUGCACAGGCUCCUGUGUGACCACUACAGGGUCCUGUCCACUGUUCACACACACUCUGCAGUUAAGAGUGUGCCAGAAAACCUCCUCAAGUGCUUUGGCGACCAGACCAAAAAACAGCCCCGUCACGAGUAUCAGCUGGGUUUUACUCUAAUUUGGAAGAAUGUGCCGAAGACACAAAUGAAGUUCAGCGUCCAAACGAUGUGUCCCAUCGAAGGAGAAGGGAACAUCGCCCGGUUUCUGUUCUCUCUGUUUGGCCAGAAGCAGAAUGCUGUGAAUUUAACCCUCGUAGAUAGCUGGGUAGAUAUAGCGGUUUUUCAGCUAAAAGAGGGAAGCAGUAAAGAAAAAGCCGCUGUGUUCCGCUCCAUGAACUCCGCUCUUGGCAAGAGCCCCUGGCUGGUUGGGAAUGAACUCACUGUGGCAGAUGUGGUGCUGUGGUCUGUGCUCCAGCAGACGGGAGGCGGCAGCAUGACCGUGCCGGCCAACGUGCAGAAGUGGAUGAGGGCGUGUGAGAACCUGGCCCCCUUCAACACUGCGCUCAAGCUCCUUCAGUGAAUUUCGGUACCUGUAAAAGGCUGACUUCAUGAAUGGUGCUGUUUCCUGCCUGUUGGGGGUAAAGGACUUGUACUACUAAAAUCAAAGUCUGCUUAGUCCAGUUGUCUAGAAUGAAUAAAGGUAUCAUAAUUUA